AUGCUCAUCCGGUUGUUCCUGCCACUGGCAGUGGUCUCCACCCUGCUUCUCCUUGGCCUGCCCGCGGUCAGUGGGUAUAGCUCAAAGGACCUGCUCGUCUGGAUGCAGGCCAGCAACCUGGGCUACCAGGUGCUCCAGCAGGCGGCGCUUAACGACAACAAUCAAUCCACGACGGCAGCCGAGGCAGCCUGUGUGGAUGAAGUGCGUCUGCUUCUGAAGGCCGCGGAGGCCAAGUCCUUGCCCGCUCUAAGAGUGCUCGAUGCCUGGGGCAAGUUCCCGCAGGGCCUGCUCUAUGGCCACUUCACCGACCUUGGCAACUACGAGUCCUGUAUGAGCCCGAGCCACUCUGAAUCCAAGUACUGCCUGAGCCACAUCCAGUUCGAUAGCCUGCUGCUGGAGGCCGCCGGUGCGGAGGCUCUCACCCUGAGCAUUGGCACUUGUCUACCGGCCACCUGCUCGGCGGAGCAGCUUAACCGCUGGCUAAGGGGUCACCUACAGGAGCUCUUUGGACAAAACUCAACGGGAGUUGUGAUGGUGGGCGAGCAGGACUGCUCGCUGGCCAGGAGAGAGCCCAUGGGCGGCCUGGACUGGUUUGCUGUCUCGAUCCUGAUCCUUUUGGGCUUUGUGGUUCUCCUUGCCACCGUUCUGGACUAUGGCAAAGUUUCUGGCCAACUCCUCGGCGCUUUCUCGCUUCGCCAAAACCUGCCGCAGUUGCUGACCACCUCGAGCACACCCUCACCGCGGUUGAUUCCCUGCCUGCAUGGCAUCCGCUGCCUGACCAUCAUCUGGAUUAUUCUAGGACAUGGUUACAUGUACCUGCUGCUGGCACCCACCGUGAACUCUUUGGAGAUUGUGGCCUGGGCCAGGACACCCUUCUCUAUGGUAAUGCAGAGUGGAGCCGUCUCUGUGGACACCUUCUUCCUGCUGAGUGGCCUGCUCCUGGUGCUUUCCAGCCUGCGUGAGCUGGAGCGCACAAAGGGUAGCUUGAAUGUGCCGCUGAUGUACCUUCACCGCCUGGUGCGGCUAACGCCUGUCCUGGCUUUGGCCGUGCUCCUCUUUAUGACGCUCUUUCCCCGUUUGGACAAUGGUCCGCUGUGGCAGCAGUUCACCAGCUCCUCGGAGCUCUGCAGCGACUCCUGGUGGGCCACGCUGCUUUAUGUACAGAACUAUGCGGCUCCUGGAAGGAUGUGUCUGGGGCACUCCUGGUAUUUGGCUGUGGACAUGCAGCUGUAUGUGCUUUCGCCCAUUCUGCUGAUUGCUCUUUACAAGUGGGGCAAGCGGGCUAUUGGGGGCAUCUUGCUGCUGAUCCUGCUGCUCUUUGGCUGCGUCUUUAGCAUUGUUAUGCUGCGGCAGUUGCAGGUCUUUGACCGCCAUGGCAACCUGGGUGCCGACAGUCCCGAAAUGCGUCUCCUGUACUACACCACCCAUGCCCGGGCCACGCCCUGGCUGAUUGGACUCCUCUUUGGCUACUUCCUGCACCACCAGGGCAAGCAGGCCACCAAGAUGGCAGCUGUGCCCCUCUGGCUGGCUCUGGCUUUGUGGGUGGUCUGCCUCAGCCUCCUCCUGGUGGUGAUCUUCGCCGUGUUUCCUUACACUCAGGAUGGAGCGGAGUCUAUCUCGCCGCUGGCCGGCGCCUUCUAUCUCUGCUGCAGCCGCAUUGCCUGGCCUUUGGCUUUGUGCUGGCUCAUCUGGGCCUGCCAAAAUGGUUUGGCUCCGGUGAUUGGUGACCUGCUGGGCUGGUCCUUCUGGCAGCCACUGUCCAAGCUCUCCUACUGCCUCUACAUUUGGCAUUUGCUCGUGGAGACGGUACAUGUGGCGCGCAGCAAGACAAGUUUGCAUUUCUCCAACUAUGAUGCUAUCCUCCGCUUCUGGUCGGACUUUGGCAUCACUCUUUUUGUGGCCCUGGUCAUGUACUUAUGCGUGGAGGUGCCGCUGGCUCGCCUCGAGAUGCAGCUGUUGCGCAGGCGCAGCAAGCCGCAGCCACCGGCCAACUCCCAGCCAGCAGACCAGGCCCUCGAGGAGGUACCUGCUCCAGCCACAAGCAUUUCCCGACAAAAUCUAGUCGAUCCGUAA
Messenger RNA from Drosophila kikkawai, 2073 nucleotides. RefSeq names its product nose resistant to fluoxetine protein 6. Lineage: Eukaryota; Metazoa; Arthropoda; Insecta; Diptera; Drosophilidae. The record is from RefSeq and is a predicted model, not a curated record. Gene Ontology annotation, molecular function: acyltransferase activity, transferring groups other than amino-acyl groups.